Molecule: messenger RNA, 998 nt
Organism: Lobosporangium transversale
Lineage: Eukaryota; Fungi; Mortierellomycota; Mortierellomycetes; Mortierellales; Mortierellaceae
Product: TFIIH subunit Tfb4/p34
Exons: 8
Coding region: 14-967 (317 amino acids)
Biological process (GO): nucleotide-excision repair; regulation of DNA-templated transcription
Cellular component (GO): transcription factor TFIIH core complex; transcription factor TFIIH holo complex
Source: RefSeq, a predicted model, not a curated record
AACCAAAAGAACAAUGAAGGACAGCACGAUUAAUGAAGAUGAUCCCAAUCUGUUGGUGAUUGUCAUUGACAUUAACCCGUUUGAAUGGGAACACCCUUCAGCACCCCUCAGCCUCAAUGAAGCUCUUCAACACAUUCUUGCUUUUAUGAAUGCACAUCUCGCAGGACGGCAUGACAACAGGUUGGCUGUGAUUGCAAGUCAUGUGGGUGCUAGCAAAUUUUUAUAUCCAGAAUUGAAUGGACCAAUCCCUGGUGGGAGAGUAGGAACAAAGAAGGACGCCAAUGCAUACCAAGUUUUUAAGGUUGUUAAUGAUGCAGUCCAGUCCGGGAUUGCAAAACUAUUGCAGGACCCUCGCCCUGCGUUGGAGGAGCGAGACGUUGGUUCAUCCAAGAUUGCGGCUUCACUAUCACUUGGACUCUGUUAUAUCAACCAGGCCCUAAAAUCCGAUGGGAUGGGGCAUGUUAGACCCAGGAUCUUAGUCUUGACAGUGUCACCGGAUUCAUCAUCGGAUUAUAUCCCCAUUAUGAAUUGCAUCUUUUCAGCGCAAAAGGCGAAUAUACCUAUUGAUGUAUGCAAGAUAUGGGGCAAAGAUGCUGUGUUCCUUCAACAGGCGGCGCAUAUAACAGAGGGUAUCUAUAUGAAACCGAGCGACCCAAGAGGCCUCUUACAGAUCCUGAUGUUUUCAUUCUUACCUGAUAUGUAUUCGAGGAAUUAUUUAUACUUGCCAGGACAGGAUCAAGUUGACUUUAGGGCAGCUUGUUUCUGUCAUAAGAAGAUUGUCGACAUUGGUUAUGUGUGCUCAGUAUGUCUAUCCAUUUUCUGUAGUUUCUCUCCAGUGUGCUCUACUUGCAGGACCAAAUUCGCGUUCCAGCCAUUGCUUCCUUCAGCAAGGAGGCUUGGUGCAAAGGCUGGUGCAUCCAAUCCUGGUUCACCACGCCCAAGUACACCUUUACCUACUCCAUCAUAGUCAAAGCCUAAAAAUCAAUAAAAAUACAUGU